AUAUUAUCAACGCCGUUUUCCGAAAGUCUCAGUUUCUUGACGUUUCCCGUUUCCAGCUCGAUACAGGUCGAGUAUGGGCGCUCCGAUCAUCCCAUUCCACACUUCUGUUUGAAGAGCCAAGCAGGGGCUGGUGGAUAUAAACGAAACAAACUGCAUAUACUAGAAAAGAAUUCGCCAUCGGCUGAUCUCUUGGACGUGUCUUUUUCCGUCGAGCUGAAUUCAUGGCUCCGGCCAUCUCCGAGAGAGUCGAGCUGGCCAAUUUUUGUCGCUCUAAGGACUGGUCCAAAGCCAUCAGAGUCCUCGACUCGCUCAUAGCAAAGUCCUGCACCGUUCAAGACAUAUGCAAUAGAGCAUUUUGUUACAGCCAAUUGGAGCUUCACAAGCAUGUAAUUAAGGACUGCGAUAGGGCGCUUCAACUGGAUCCCUCGCUUCUUCAAGCUUAUGUGCUCAAAGGUCAUGCAUACUUUGCCUUGGGAAAGAAAGGAGACGCUCUUUCUAUUUGGGAGAGAGGUUACCAGUAUGCUCUGUGUCAAUCUACAGACCUGAAGCAAUUGCUAGAACUGGAAGAGCUUCUGACGAGAGAAAAACAAGACAAUAACAAUGUGGAAAAUGGAGAAGUGGAAUCUGGAUUUUCAACCGUUGUUCUUGAAUCAGGAGUUACAUCUGUUAGCAGAAACUUUAGAGAAACAAAUAAUAAUGUAGGUAAACUAAUGGAACGCCCUGAUUUCUGCAUGAAGCCAAGUGAUUCAUCUGAAGUUUGCAGCAUCUCAAGUGACAAUCUUGUAGUAUGUGAAGGCGGAACUGAAGAAGUUGGUCCAAGUAGUGAUAUUAAGUGUGAAAGCAAUGGGUGUACUGACAAUGAUGAUAGAUUAAGUGAUACUUCCAAAUUGCAUGAUUUAAGAAGUGAUAUGCCUGAGUUUUGUAAUAAAUCCAAAUUAACUGCUUUUCAUAGCAAAUCAAGUGAUUCUACUGACAUUUUAAGUAAGUCAAGUAAAAUGUCAGAUGGACGAGGUAAUAUAAGUGAUGAAGCCAGGAGAACCAAAAAAUUCUCUGUUGCUAAAAUUUCAAAGACUAAGUCAAUAAGUGUAGACUUCCGACUAUCAAGAGGCAUAGCUGAGGUCAAUGAAGGGAAAUAUGCUAAUGCUAUUUCGAUCUUUGACCAGAUAUUGAAGGAAGAUCCUAGUUAUCCUGAAGCAUUAAUUGGAAGAGGAACAGCUUAUGCAUUUCAAAGAGAAUUGGAUGCUGCUAUUAGUGAUUUUACAAAGGCUUUAGAAUCAAACCCAUUUGCUGGUGAGGCAUGGAAACGAAGAGGGCAGGCUCGGGCUGCAUUAGGGGCAUCUGCUGAGGCAAUUGAAGAUUUAACUAAGGCGUUAGAGCUUGAACCGAAUUCUGCAGAUAUUUUACAUGAAAGGGGAAUUGUUAAUUUCAAAUUCAAGGACUUCUAUGCUGCCGUGGAGGACUUGUCUGAAUGCCUGAAGCUUGAUGGGUCCAAUACAUCUGCAUACACAUACUUGGGCUUGGCAUUGUCUUCAAUUGGUGAUUACAAAAGGGCCGAGGAGGCACACUUGAAAUCUAUUCAAUUAGAUAGAAAUUUCCUCGAGGCAUGGAGCCAUCUAACUCAGUUCUAUCAAGAUUUGGCAAAUUCAACUAAGGCUUUGGAAUGUCUUCAUCAAGUUCUUCAGAUUGACAGCACGUUCGCAAAAGCAUAUCAUUUGCGUGGGCUAAUUUAUCAUGGGAUGGGGGAACACAGAAAGGCUAUCAAGGAUUUGUCUACUGGGUUGAAAAUUGAGAAUGCCAACAUCGAGUGUUUGUAUUUGCGAGCUUCCUGCUACCACGCUAUUGGAGAAUAUGGAUUUGCGGUCAAGGACUAUGAUGCUACCUUGGAUUUGGAUCUAGAUUCCAUGGAGAAAUUUGUGCUUCAAUGCCUGGCAUUCUAUCAGAAGGAAAUUGCUUUGUACACCGCAUCUAAAAGCAAUAGUGAAUUUUGUUGGUUUGAUAUUGAUGGGGAUAUUGAUCCACUAUUCAAGGAGUAUUGGUGCAAACGAUUGCAUCCAAAGGAUGUUUGUAAAAAGGUUUUCAGACAACCUCCAAUACACGAGUCUUUAAAGAAAGGUAGACUUAGAAAGCAAGAACAUGGGAUGACAAAGCAGAAGAUAUCUCUUCUAUUGGCUGCCGAUACUACUGGGAGAAAAAUCCAGUAUGAUUGUCCUGGAUUCUUGUCAAACCGGCGUCAGCAUCGCAUGGCAGGAUUAGCUGUCAUUGAUGUUGCUCAAAAGGUUUCGAGAACUUGGCGUUCACUGCAAGCAGAAUGGAAAUGUUCCAAUAAAAGUAACUCCAAGCAUGGUAAAAGAGCUCGGAGAAGAGAAAGGCCCAGUAUAUCCAGCCAGAAUAGAGGUGGUGCAGGUUGUAGUACUAGUAGCUUUUCAGAAACAUCUUCAAGUUCCCAGCUAGAAGAUAGAUUAUCUGGUCAUAAUUUUAUUUCAUGGCAAGAUAUCUUCUCUGUAGCUGUCAAGUGGAGACAAAUUUCUGAACCUUGUGAUCCUGUUGUGUGGAUUAACAAACUCAGUGAAGAGUUCAAUUGUGGAUUUGGAUCUCAUACACCGAUGAUUCUUGGCCAAGCAAAAGUGGUUCGUUACUUUCCAAAUUUUGAGAGGACAUUAGAAGUUGCGAAAAUGGUUAUUAAGCACAAAUCCUUUGUGUACAACAAGUCAGACAUGAUGGUGGACCUGAGUGAGGAUGGAAAAUUACAAAAUAUUAUGCAAGCAAAGUCGUGCUCUGAUCUUUAUGAAGUGGUUGGUGAGGAUUUUUGGUUGGCUACGUGGUGCAACAGUACUGCUUUUGAGGGGAAGCAACUUGAAGGAACAAGGAUUACACUAGUCAAGAUGGGAGAGCAUGGAUUUGAUUUUGCAAUCAGAACUCCAUGUACACCUUCCAGAUGGGAAGAAUUUGAUGUUGAGAUGACGAUGGCAUGGGAAAGCAUAUGCAAUGCUUAUUGCGGAGAAAACUAUGGAUCUAUGGAUUUUAGUACUCUAGAACCUGUGAGGGAUGCAAUUCUAAGGAUGGUCUAUUACUGGUACAAUUUUAUGCCACUAUCAAGGGGCUCUGCUGCUGUCGGAUUUGUUGUUUUGCUUGGAUUGCUUCUUGCAGCUAACAUGGAGUUCUGUGGGAACAUUCCGCAAGGACUGCAAGUGGAUUGGGAAGCCAUGUUGAAUUUCGAUCCAAAUUCUUUUGUUGAUUCUGUGAAGAGCUGGUUGUAUCCAUCUCUCAAGAUGACAACAUCGUGGAAAGAAUAUCCAGAUGUGACAUCAACUCUUAAAACAACGGGGUCAGUUGUUGCUGCUCUGAGCUCUUAUGAUGGUUGAGCUCCUCAAGGUUUAAUUAUGGAACGCUGAUGUGAUUUUGUAAUUCAGACUCGUUUCUUUUGAAUUUUAAUCAACCGUACGUUCUGUGUCAAUCAAGUAGACAUAUGGCUCAGCAUCUGUAGCUAGAAACUGAAAGCACAUACACGCAAAUUUGGUCGUUAAAGCCCCUACAGGAGUAUAACAUUCUAGACUGACUCUCUCUCUCUGAGUUUCCCUUCAUUUUUCUUGUGUAAAAUUCAUUAUAUUUACUUACGGUACAGUUAACUUUUGGUAAUAAAAUUUGCAGAUGUACCCUGUAUUCAUGGGUAAA
Molecule: messenger RNA, 3672 nt
Organism: Benincasa hispida (wax gourd)
Lineage: Eukaryota; Viridiplantae; Streptophyta; Magnoliopsida; Cucurbitales; Cucurbitaceae
Gene: SRFR1
Product: Tetratricopeptide repeat (TPR)-like superfamily protein
Biological process (GO): negative regulation of DNA-templated transcription
Molecular function (GO): protein binding
Source: RefSeq, a predicted model, not a curated record